Messenger RNA from Drosophila erecta, 989 nucleotides. Its product is annotated as probable palmitoyltransferase ZDHHC24. Gene Ontology annotation, molecular function: protein-cysteine S-palmitoyltransferase activity. The record is from RefSeq and is a predicted model, not a curated record. The transcript has a single exon. Bases 53 to 904 code for a protein of 283 amino acids. Gene Ontology annotation, cellular component: endoplasmic reticulum; Golgi apparatus. NCBI's taxonomy places the organism in Eukaryota, Metazoa, Arthropoda, Insecta, Diptera, Drosophilidae. Gene Ontology annotation, biological process: protein targeting to membrane; peptidyl-L-cysteine S-palmitoylation.
UUCUACAUCCUGCAAUCAGUCUAAACAACAUAAGUUUUCAAAAUCCUAAAAGAUGUGCUACGUAAAUAGUUUUUGCCAAUAUUUUGCUAAUCGCUACCCGAAGAGAUUUGUGAAAAUAGGUCACCCUCUUUCGGCAAUCUUCGUCUUGAGCUGCACAGCGUUCUUCUUCUCUUUGCAGAUGUUUUACAUUGCGCCCAAAGUGUUUGGCGACUUGGCUUACAAGCUCUACUGGAUAUUUUCCACCUUCAUAACGCACAACAUCCUUGGUAACAUGAUGGCCAGCUAUAUGACAAGCUCAUCAGUGAACACUUUGUCCAAGGAUUCCCAAUUCCCGUCUCCGGAGGAGGAGCACCUGUGGCACCAUUGCGAAAUCUGUAAAAAACUCAGCCCUCCACGAUCCUGGCACUGUGUUUUGUGCAACACCUGCAUUUUGAGGCGCGACCACCACUGCAUAUUCAUCGGCAAUUGUAUUGGACACAAUAAUCAGCGAUAUUUCUUCUGGUUCACAUUUUAUUCAACGCUCGGCCUACUCGUAAGCUUUGCUACCCUUUAUAUGUAUGUGCUGCAGAAUGGCGGGCACUUCAAGAAGCUUUCGUUUUUGAUUGUGGAUGUAAUAAGUUGGAUUUUUUACCAACAUUAUAGUGCCAAUACUUUUGAGAACCUAGCGUUCCUCCUCAAUAUUAGCGCCAGCUUUAUGCCUGGCUUUAUGCUGGCAUAUCAAAUGCUGAUUUUAAGUCAAAACUCUUCGUACUACAACAUUUUCGAUUGCACCUACGAUCUGGGUUUCCAAAAAAACUGCCAGUCUAUAAUGGGCCAACAAGGACUCUGGACUUUUAUAUCGCCCUUGCUGAAGAGUCCUUUGCCUCACGACGGUGCACGCUGGCAGAUCAAGAAGUCUCACUAAAUUAAUGGACGUCUCACAAUAAAUUGUAACGUAUUAUUAAAUAUAGGAAAAAAAUUUCCAAGCUGUGUGCAUUUCAACAAGCCAA